CGACGCGGCACUGCAAAAGUGUGAUGGAGAAAGUGAGGGAUGGAUUGAUUAAGUGACUUAUUGUGUGACUGAAGAUGAAGAGUGCGGUGUCGUUGCGGUGAGUGAGGGAUCGAAAGGUUGCCACUUCAGAAUUGUUUGCUGCUCAGUCAAUUCACCAGACCCACUUUUUCCGGCAGGUGCGCGAGACUGUUUUGUUUCUUCUCGCACCACAACAAUACAACGCUCGCACAACACGUUUACGACAGUGCGCGCUCCCGCACAAGCGACUUCCGCGCAGCAGGCGCACAACACACCAUGGCGCGUCCGCAGCGCUCGCGCCGUCAAUCUGACGCCGCACGCCCUCAGCAGCAAGAUUCAAUGGUUCGCCAUGUCGCUGUUGACUAUGGCACCACCAAACUACAUGGAUGUUUCCGGAUUGGUGCUGCCGAUCAAGCGCCGAAAGAUGAGGACAUCAUCGAUCUCGAGUUCGAUGGACAAGCUGCCGCGGUACCCCAAAAGCUUGCGUUUGAUGACGAGGGGCGAUUUUAUUGGGGUUGGCAAGUGGAGCGCAUGCUGGCACGAAAGGAACUGAGGCACGAUCAGGUGAUUGAACACUUGAAGCUUCUUUUCUACCCAAGAUCCCUCGAAGACUCGCUUUUUGCAAGAACGGCUCGAGACAGGCUGGACGAGCUUGAUCCUGCUUGGCUCGGCUGUUCGGAAGAUGCCACCUUGGAAGUGAAGAAAGUCGCCUUACUUGCUCUGCAUCUCCGUGUUAUACUGGAACGAGUGGAGGCCUAUGUUGUGGACAGCAUCAAGUUCAAGCUUGAAGUCGACGAAGAGUCAGCUCGCAGUAUGGCCAAGAAGGUCUUCAUCAGCGUUCCAGGAAUGUGGCUUCCACCCGGCAACAGAUCAAUGCUCAAAGCAGCCGAAUGGGCCGGUCUGAAAUCUAACGAAGUUGAACUCAUCUUCGAACCACAAGCGGCGGCUGGUUUCUGGGCACACAGCAUCAAGUUACAUGGACGCACUCAGUACCGACGAGGCGAUCGAAUGAUCCUCUUGGACGCAGGAGGGGGCACCAGUGACCUGGUCACAUAUGAGCUGCAACAGAAUUCGAGCACCGGUCCGGAACUGCAACUCAAGGCAGUGGGAACGGCACUCGGAGGACUUUGCGGCUCCGAAUACGUGAACCAGUGCUUUCUUUCGUGGCUUGAAGACCAACUUCAAACGGUACAUGGUAUGUCUACAGCGGAUGCGGCCAUUGCCUUGGGGUUUUCCCGAGCUCAGUUCAAUGCAACUGCCAAACAGUGUUUCGAGGACAUCAAGCAGAAAGCUUCUAGUCCCAGCACACUUUGGCCACAAGAAUUCCGUGUCAGAGGGCCAGAAAACACCAUUGAAUUUCUUCUCGACGAGACCGAAGUUGCAGCGUUCUCCAAGCCCGUGAUCGAGAACAAUAUCGCAUUGGUAAAUCAGCUUUUGGACGAUCGUGUUCGCGCUGUGGUGGUAGUAGGGGGCUUCGCUCAAUCCGAACAAUUCAUGUUGGAACUCAAAGCGGCCUUCGCACACAAGAAGAUCGACAUACAGCGAGGCGCGAGGACUCCUACAGGAUUUGUCCACGCUGUUGCGCGUGGUGGACUUCUGAAGUACCAUCAAAGCGCCAGACGGAGCCUGGCCUCCGAUGACUGCUUUUUCCUUUCAGAAGAGCAAGAUUUCGCGCCAGAAAAGCACCCAGAUCUGGCCCUCGUAUCAAUCGAGAGGCCGUCCCGCCGCCGGGCUGCGACCAUGAUACCAAACAAGGCCCUCAUUGGAAAAGACCCUCACGACCCCGUGCACUACCUUGCCAAGAGUCGUGUCCGCACCAUUCUUCCCGCCACCGAUCGAGAGCCAGUAAGACACUACUGGCAGCAGAGAACUGUCGAACCUCACGAAAAGACGCUUGCACUUCAGAUAUACUGGUCUAGAGACGCGCGUCCAGAGCAUAGUCCGAUCAUGGUAGCUGGAACUGACGAUACACUCAAAGACGGCAUUGAGAAAUGGGGCCCGCCCCUGUUUGUUGAGCUACCCGACCUCGGGAGUCUUGGGUUCAUUGCCGAGCCACAGAGUCAUGGUACAUCGGCCGUGUACUUUAUUGCUUAUCGUGUGAUUCUGCGUUGGACUCCUGAGCGCAUCUCGGUGAGAUGGGAGAUGGCCAAGCCGAAAUACACGAAAAAAGCACUCAACAACGCUUUUGCGUAUGAGUCGGAGAGACUUCUGCCGGGAAAUGAUCUUGGUGCCGAGCAUGUAAUUGUGUUGUUGGAAGAAGACGAGAUUGCUGAGGAAAACUUCAAUCCUACUCCACGGGAGUAGAAGAUUGCUUGUGUUGGAGAAUCAGCGUAUGACUGCCGCUUUACCAUAGUCACUGCACAGACUUCGCAUUAUGGUGGAAAUCGCGUUGAGCGCGUGUUGAAGAGCAAAUUGGUCUUGUUAUGAUGGUCUCUGCUCCACAGCGAAAUACAAA
This is a messenger RNA of Cercospora beticola, 2473 nucleotides long. Its product is annotated as Hsp70 family protein. Lineage: Eukaryota; Fungi; Ascomycota; Dothideomycetes; Mycosphaerellales; Mycosphaerellaceae. The record is from RefSeq and is a predicted model, not a curated record.